UCUUCUGUAGAGGGUGCAAACUGACAUUUAGGUAGGCUUAGGGGAUCUCUAACUGCAUGGGAGGCAGGAGAGCAGCGCAGCUUCCCGUGGCCGCCGCCGGUCGCUGAGGGCAGCAGGCUGGGAAGUCCGCUCGCCCGCAGACACCGAAGCGACCGCCUUCUUCUGCCGCCGCCGCCGUGCGUUUCGGGGGACGAGGACGAGGCGGAAAGAGGGAACUGAAAGUAACGAGGGCUGACAGCUUGGAGAGAGACGGAGGCUCCAACAACCGCCUCGCCUCCGCUGGGAAGCGGGCGCCGACGGGCGGAGUAACCGCUGCUGCCUUCCGACGCCUGGCAAUGGAAACGAAAGGUAGCUCCCCUGGCCCUGGGGGUGACUCCGGGCUGCCCUCCGUUCGGCUCUGGGGGACGGCUUGAGAAGGAGCCUCCUCUUCGCCUUCUCCCUCCAGAGUGGAGGAGCCCCCGUUCCUUCUCCGCGCCUGCCUCGUCUCCUUUCGGCCGCCGCCUGCCCCUGCUUUGGACGGGGGCGCGUUGAGCCAGCCUGGCAGCAGGGGAGGCAGCUGCCGCCACCGCCCCGCCGUGUCUGAGCCCAUCGUCGUGGUGCUCCGCGUUGCUGUUUCUCUCCACUAUCCUUGGAGAUGAGAAGGAAGAAGUGGCGGCUCCUGCUCGGGCUGAGACUGGCAGCUGGGGAUAAGCCCAGAUAAAGAGACGGGGAACCCCACGCGUCUGCGUCGGUCCUUCAUUGGCAGCAGGCAGCCCUCGGACCGAGGUCGUUGCGGUCUGGCUUUGGAGCCAACAGCGGGUGCGAUGGCCGUGGACUAGGGGACAGACUGCCUUCGGUGUCGCCAAUAUCUGACGAAAUAAUUUCUGCUUCCGAGCUGGACCUGAGGGGUGAAGCUUCUAUUAGGGACCAAACGUCGACUCUUGUGACUCGAGGGCACACACGUCUUGAUGUAGAGGAGCAGCAGGAGGCGAUCCGAAAUAUAGUGUGGCUUGUGACUGAGGAAGACCACCUUGCCUCUAGACCUGGCAAUCGACUCCUAAAGAAGGGGUGGAUAGGAUAAGCAGGCUAUUUCUCUUGUCAAAUAAAGAUGAAGAGUAGCUUCUCAGGCCCUGUAUACAUUUUUCCUCCCAGGAAUGGGACUUGAUGUAAUACAGAGCAAUAUAUUUUGUGCUUAGGAAAGCUUGGAGGGAAAUAAUAAUAAUUCUUGUAAUUUAGAACAGCAAGAAGAAAAAUAACGGAGGACCUAGUGAGGUGCUCGUAAGAAAUCCUUGACAGAAAUUGGAUAUUAUGGAUGGUUUCUCAGCAGAUGGACUUGGAUCAGGAUCCACGUGCUUGAAAGAAUCGAUAGGAUUUCUUUUAUAUUUGUAGAAUUGUCUGCACUGUAACAAACCUUUGUGAAAAGAAGCAACUGAGCUACAGAAUUGCUUGUUUCUGCUGCUGAACUCAGAGCUCCUUAAAGAUUGGAUGUGAAAAACACACUGGGCAAUUUAAGUAAAAGGCACAAUGUUUCAAAAUUAUUUUCAAGUUUUAUGACUGGGCAGAAAGUGAUUUAUAUUUUAAUUUUUCUAGUUCCUCUUUUGUUAUAUGAUUAUGUAGUUCUAAAGGCUUAUUUUCACUUUUUAAAUUUAGUUAUAAAAACGGGAAGACUGCUUACUACAUCUGGAAUAGUAGAUAACUGGGUAUUGUAUAGAGCUGUGGUAAACUUUUAAAAUUAAAAUAACCAGUAGUGGCUUCUGAGAAAGUUUCAUUUGAACAAGAUCAACUUGGGGAACUGUUCCCCCUCCUACUUCUCCCUUGAUGACUCCCACUUCUGGUGGUGGAGGGCCCAUGAAAGACUGUGAAUACAGUCAGAUCAGCACUCACAGCUCCUCUUCUCCCAUGGAGUCUCCCCAUAAAAAAAAGAAAACAGCUUCUAAGAGAAAAUGGGAGGUUUUCCCUGGAAGAAACAAAUUCUUUUGCAAUGGAAGGAUCAUGAUGGCUCGCCAGACUGGAGUCUUCUACCUGACACUUCUUCUUAUCUUGGUUACAAGUGGACUCUUCUUUGCCUUUGACUGUCCAUAUUUAUCAGAUCAUAUUACACCUGCUAUUCCUGCAGUAGGCGCAGUUCUGUUCUUUUUUGUGAUGGGGACUUUGCUACGUACUAGUUUCAGUGAUCCUGGAGUCCUGCCCCGUGCAACACCAGAUGAAGCAGCAGAUCUGGAAAGACAAAUAGGUAACACAGAAGAUAUUGCAAAUGGUUCCAGUUCAGGAGGAUACCGUCCACCUCCCAGAACGAAAGAAGUAGUAAUAAAUGGACAGACAGUAAAAUUGAAAUACUGUUUUACUUGCAAGAUUUUCCGCCCACCUCGUGCCUCACAUUGCAGCCUUUGUGAUAACUGUGUAGAACGGUUUGAUCACCACUGUCCCUGGGUAGGCAACUGUGUGGGGAAAAGAAACUACAGAUUUUUUUAUAUGUUUAUUUUAUCUCUAUCCUUUCUGACAGUUUUUAUAUUUGCAUUCGUUAUCACCCACGUCAUCCAUCGAUCUCAGAAAACAGGGUUCUUAAGUGCACUCAAGGACAGUCCUGCAAGUGUGCUGGAAGCUGUGGUCUGUUUCUUCUCCGUUUGGUCCAUUGUUGGGCUCUCAGGUUUUCAUACUUAUUUGAUCAGCUCCAAUCAAACAACAAAUGAAGAUAUUAAAGGAUCUUGGUCCAAUAAAAGAAGUAAAGAAAACUACAAUCCAUACAGCUAUGGCAAUAUUCUCACAAACUGUUGUUCUGCACUUUGUGGGCCCCUCUCUCCCAGUUUGAUUGACAGAAGAGGAUUUAUACAGCCAGAUACUCCACAGCCAGCAGUACCCUCAAAUGGCAUUACAAUGUAUGGGGCAACACAGUCUCAGAGUAAUAUGUGUGAUCAAGAUCAGUGCAUUCAGAGCACCAAAUUCGUUUUGCAGGCUGCUGCCACACCACUGCUCCAGAGUGAGCCCAGCAUUACUAGUGAAGAGCUAUCUUUGCCAGGAAAUACCACUAUCAGUGCUCCCUGUGCCGUGUUGACACUUGGGCAACCGACUCCACCCUCCUCCAUGCCAAAUCUCACAUCAGAAACAGGUUUGUCAGACAUGAUACCAUUGCAGGAAGAUCCAGAAAAUCAUCAGUUUCUUACUCCCGAAGAAGCUCCAUCACCCCCUGGAAUGUUGCCAUUGGAGAGUCCUAUGACACAUAGCCAUACCGUGCAUGUCCUCAGCCUAGCCAGCCAAGACUCAUUGCACGAGGACUCAGUACGUGGCCUUGUGAAACUCAGCUCAGUCUGAACAAUUUUAAAUAUGACUCUCAUUAUACAGACUUUAUUUACCAACAAUAACAGAUUUGGAACACCACUUUUAGACUCUGUGGCAUGCACAUGUAACUGAAACUUCACUGAAGGAUUCUACGAAAUGGACAAAUUAUUUUUGUGUAAUGGAAUUACGAUAUUCUUUAGUAGUAUUGGUGGCUUGGAAUGAGUGACCACAGUGUUGUCUGAAUGAAAACCAAAAUGUACAUUGAUUCUGACCAGUAACAAAUGCAGUCCAGCAAUCUGGAAUCCUUGUUCUAAAAAGGUCAUUAUUAUAGUACUUUUAAAAAAAACAAUGGAUAUAGGCAUCAUGCUCUGUGUUCAUGAAGCUAUUGUGUUAUACUGCCUUUGUAGGGGGACACUUUUUUCUUGUUACUGUGCUACUGAUAUUUGAAAACUACCAUUCCGUUAAUACAAAAACAGAAAGGACUGCUGUUGUGGAUUUGCACACCUCGCUACGUUGUAUGUUACAGUAGUGCUAGUAUUGAACGAAACUGCUGCUUUAUUUUUUGUGAUUUCCAAAAUGCUGUUUUGCGUAAAAGACAGUGCGACAAAUCUAGUGGACAAGUAUGGUGUGAGCUUUUCAACUUAGUCAAGUUUAUUAUAAUAAACGAGUUGAUGGUAUUGCAGAUGUGGAGGGCUACCAAUUUUGCAUAUCAUUUUCAUGUUGAGUAUCUAAACAAGGUAAUUGUUUUGUGCCAUAUCAUGGAUUUUUCUCUGCCAACUGCUAUCCUACACCACAUCCCUACAUGAUCACGUUAGAUGUAGACAUCCAAGAAAAUUGCUUUCUGGGUCUCUGGCUAUGUUUCUGGAGCCACAUGGAUUUCAAUUUCUCUCAAGCAGAUGUAAUUGAGCACAAAGGUAUAGUGAUAAACCAAUUAUGAACUCUUUUGUUUCCAUAUUGUAUGUGGUUUUAUUUUUAAAAAAGCUGUUUAAUUUUAAGGCACAGUGUGUCUUCAGCUAAGCUGAAUGUUGAAAUAACUUGAAAGUAAUAUGUUCUUCGGGACCCAUAACAAUGGUAUUCAGGGGAUUUUCUCAGAUAUAAGGUUAGAAAGGUAAAGAUAUCAAGGCCUCAGCAAAGGAUUUGAUAUGAUUCUGGGAUGUAUAUGAUCACUAACUGACAUUAGUCAUGUUAUUCUCAGCUAUAUAUUUCUUUUAUUGUUUAAGGCUUACAUAUUUAUGAUAUCGACUUGUUUGGUGCUUUAUUUGGGGGUUAAGAAAAAAUUAGUUGUAACUCUUCCAAAAAAUCCCUUCAGAGACUGCCCAAGACAGCAGGGAAUGAGAACGGUGGGUAUCAUUGCAUCUCACCUUGCUUUGAAGAUGCUAGAAGAUGCAAUAAUCUCUUCUCAGGUCACAAUUUAGUGCAGAAUGUUUUCAAAAUUCUAAAUCACCCCUCCAGACAACUGUUUUUUAAAACUUGGAUCAUGGAGAUACAAGUUUUUUGCUAUUCUGAUCCAUGAAAAAAUAGAUUUAAAAGGAAAAUAAAAGCACAAUAUUUAAAUUGGGAAAAGGCCAUCUAUUACAGACAUACUAGCUAGAGCCCUCACACUGUGUACAAUUUUGUAAAAUAUUUUUUUCUGAAUCGUGAUAUUCACUUUGUUGCAUGUAUAGCAAAUUAGAAACAAAUUUUGAUAUCCACAGGUUUCUUUUUGUUUUAUUUUCCUUUUUGCAGAAAACUAUGCAUGUUCUGCAGUUGUCUGGUUGCAUACCAUUAAAGCGUAAUGGUUCGGAGCCAUUAAAAUGUUUACAAGUUUUCACAUGAAGGGAUAUUGCCUCUUUUGCUGACUGACCUCAUAGGAUUUCUUUAAAAUCCUGCAUAUAUCCUUUACUUUUAGCAUAUGAAUAUUCCAAAGACAAAGCAACUUUGAGAUUAUUAUUCUCCGCUCAGUUUUUUAAUUGCUAUUGCGGCAAAGAUGUCACAGAAAGAAUGUGCACUACUAUAAGCACCAAUGCAACAGCAGCAAUGAUAGUAGGAGAACCUUUCCAGUGAAGGAGGACAGCCUCCUCCAUACAACAGCUGAACACCUCAGAAGCAACGAUCCCAAAUUAAGUUGUGAGCUGAUAAUGUGGUGAAAUGGCCAGAAAUGUAAUUAAAAUACACAGUACAAAUCUGGAAGGUUGGGGGAGUUAAGAUCUUGCUACUAUUCCUUUCUGUCACAUGGACCCUGAUUCUGCUACAGUUUUAGUGAGGGGAAGGAAGGCUGUCAGAAGAAAACACAGGCCUUUGUUACUCACUGCAUUAAAAUAGGGUGUCUAACCAUUUUCUGGCAGUACCAGUAGUAGUUAUGUCAACAUAAUUGCCUGUGUGGGUAGUAUUACUUAUAAGGAAUGAAUGAAAAAAAACCCAGCAUUUGAUUAGUUCAGUGAAUCUGUUUAACAAAACUGGUCUUAACAUUUGACUAAUUCUGCAGAUGCUGGAAUAUGGAGCUUACAUUCCCCACAGUGUAGAAAACUAACAGCAAAAAAUAUUCUACUCUACCAUUAUGACUUCACAGCUGUCAAGCUGAAACAGAUGAGGACUGUUUAAAAAUGUGUUUUUCUUGCAUUUUCUCAGAAAUCCUUUGUUUUGUUUUUUAAUAGCAGCAUUGAAUGCCCUUGCCUUUAGGAAAUAGUCAAUAGCACUGUGCAUGAGGUAGAUUCACAAUACGAUACUGGUAAUAGUUUUACUAGGGGAGGGGAGUAAGAAUAUCAUGUAGUUGAUUUUAAGCUUCUCUCUCUUACAUAAAACUUUAAAAGUUCAGCACCUUCUUGUUUUUUAAGUGUUUAAGGGAACAAAAAUGCUUGAUGAUGGAAAUAAAGUACUGUGAAUACCUAUUUUAGAACAAUUUUUUUCCAUUUGCAUUGAUGUACAGUAAUUUUUGGCUAUUUGUUUAUAAUCUUUUUUGACUUUGUGUUGAAGAAUAAAAUUACCACAUUUUUAA
Molecule: messenger RNA, 6229 nt
Organism: Sphaerodactylus townsendi
Lineage: Eukaryota; Metazoa; Chordata; Lepidosauria; Squamata; Sphaerodactylidae
Gene: ZDHHC14
Product: zinc finger DHHC-type palmitoyltransferase 14
Exons: 9
Coding region: 1798-3288 (496 amino acids)
Biological process (GO): protein targeting to membrane; peptidyl-L-cysteine S-palmitoylation
Cellular component (GO): endoplasmic reticulum; Golgi apparatus
Molecular function (GO): protein-cysteine S-palmitoyltransferase activity
Source: RefSeq, a predicted model, not a curated record